AUGGAAACACCCGCUGAACUGUUUGCACGCAAUACGACUGUUUCGAUCAACAGUCUCAUUCAUCGUCCCAAGCAGAAACCAUUUGGAUGGCUGAGAUGGUCAGAGGAAUUUCUCAUGGAGUCUUCAUGUGAUGCUGUGCCUCGUAUAGCUGAUUCAACAAAAAGCGUUUGGAGGCGACUAAUCUGGGCUCUACUGUUCCUCGCUGCUCUUGGCAUUCUUCUUUCUCAGAUCGUCAUUUUGAUGCAGUCCUACUUUGCUUACCCUGUAGCUGUCAACGUGGAGUACAAUUUUAGCAAGUCGCUCAGCUUUCCAGCAGUGACCUUCUGCAAUCUCAAUCCUAUUCGAAAUUCAAAAAUCAAAGGAACACGAUUUGAGAAACUCAAAGACCGAGAGCCAACGAAUAGUGCUUCGAGGGUGGCAGAUUUGAGUUCAAUCGGAGUCGUGGCUGCAAAAAGUAACACAACUGGUAAUGAGAAGGAAGGCAAUUCGAGUGGAAACAUGGACUUUGAUUUGGGAGGCAUCAAUUACCAGCAAUCUUUUCUUUAUGAUAACUUUCUCAAGGCUCUCGAUAAAGCAUUCACAGCAUCGUUUGCUGACGAAAUAGUAGUUGAGCAUAAGUUUGAAGAACUACAUCCAACGUUUGAUGAGCUUCGACAGAUGGGCCAUCAAUUAGAUGAUAUGCUAUUAGAUUGUAUGUGGAAAGGUCUGCCUUGUUCAGCCAGUGAUUUUGUCACAUUUCAAAACUACAAAUAUGGAAACUGCUUCACUUUUAAUUCGGGGCGAAAUCAAGCAGGAGACAGCGUCCCACUACAAUCAACAUCCAAACCAGGGCCGGCAAAUGGAUUGUUGUUUGAUGUCACUUUACAGCAAGAGGAAUACAUCGGAUCCCUCUCAUCUAAAGCUGGAGUACGUGUUCUCAUCCACAGCCAAGAUGUAGUACCAUUUCCCGAGGAAGAGGGUAUAGAUGCAGCUCCUGGUUCUGCAACAAGCAUUGGCAUAAAAUUGGUUACUGUGAAUCGACUUCCUUAUCCUUGGGAUAACUGUACCGAUGGCUCAGGAAUGGAAUCCAUCUAUGAUGAACAGUAUGGGUAUCACAGGUAUUCGAUGCAGGCAUGCAUGAAAAGCUGCCUGGCAAAAGUUGUAGUUGAACGCUGCGCUUGCACUUCAUACCAAUUUCCACUGCCUGAACAACUGAUCUGUGCCAAAGCAGCAGCCAAUGAAACCGAAGCCAAUUGUGUUGAAGCAGUAUAUGAAGACUACGUGUUUGAUAAAAUCAAAUGCGACUGCCCGCAAUCGUGCCAUAACAAUCUGUACGACACUACUUUGUCUGCUGCAACUUGGCCAUCAUUAAAUCAUGAAGCUCUGUUUAGAGAGAAAAUGGAUAAGUUAAACAGAACCAUUUCUAAAAAGACAGGAACUGCAUUUCACAACAACUUUGCAAGAAUUCAAGUUUACUAUAAGGAAAUGAACUACCAGCACAUCUCUCAAACAAAAGGCUAUCCAACUUCACGAUUACUUGCCGACAUUGGCGGCCAAAUGGGACUUUGGUUGGGCCUAUCGGUUCUGUCUGCACUAGAGUUCAUUGAAUUUCUCAUGCUAACGGUUCACUAUAUUAGAAAUAGAAAAGGGAAAGAAAACGUCAACAGAGGAUCUGCUGUUGUCUAAGAACAACAGGGUCAUAGUUUGAAUGAGAUGAAAUUUUAGGGCACAAGAAAUGAAUUUCAAGGCAAUUGCCUUCUUUAUUGACUAAUCAUAGUUAGCACAGAACGAGCUAUACAGUUAUUUUGCAUCUCU
This is a messenger RNA of Corticium candelabrum, 1794 nucleotides long. RefSeq names its product degenerin unc-8-like. Gene Ontology annotation, biological process: sodium ion transmembrane transport. Lineage: Eukaryota; Metazoa; Porifera; Homoscleromorpha; Homosclerophorida; Plakinidae. Gene Ontology annotation, cellular component: plasma membrane. The transcript has 11 exons. Gene Ontology annotation, molecular function: ligand-gated sodium channel activity. The record is from RefSeq and is a predicted model, not a curated record. Bases 1 to 1665 code for a protein of 554 amino acids.